CAUUAUCCAUACCUCAAAUCGCUCCAGCUAAGGUAGACGAUGAUGAUGGUUUUGAUAAAAUGCUGAUGGAAGCUUUUGAGGAAGAAGAGGCUAAGAUAAAGGAAGAAAGUCAGAACCAACCGUCAUCAAAUGUAGCGAUUCCAACUAAGGAAGAUAUAAUAAGUGAGAAAGACGAAUCUUUACCCAAAGAAGCGGUAGAUGUACCCGAUGAUGACAAGGAUUUCUACAAUAACGAAGAAGAAUACAAUUUCGGCAGAGUAUUCUCCGAUAAUAACAACGAUGAA
Molecule: messenger RNA, 284 nt
Organism: Acaulospora morrowiae
Lineage: Eukaryota; Fungi; Glomeromycota; Glomeromycetes; Diversisporales; Acaulosporaceae
Source: the annotation of a GenBank genome assembly